Molecule: messenger RNA, 1786 nt
Organism: Lucilia cuprina (Australian sheep blowfly)
Lineage: Eukaryota; Metazoa; Arthropoda; Insecta; Diptera; Calliphoridae
Exons: 2
Coding region: 81-1751 (556 amino acids)
Source: RefSeq, a predicted model, not a curated record
GUGAACAGUACAAUUUUUUUCAAGAAUUAUUUUAAAAUUUAAAAAAAAAAUCUAUUUAAUAACAAAAACCCAAAUUAAAUAUGUUGUUAAAUAAUUUAAACGAAUUGUGUAUUCAGAGAAGUCGUUAUGUGAACUUCCUAACACGUAACACCAACGAGAAUUUAAGCGAAUUGGAUGAAGUUGGUGAAACAAAAUUUGCUUUAAAUCACACAGAUUGUCAAAUAUUUUUAAAAAAGAAAUGUCACGAUAUAGAAGUGUUAAGAGUGCAGGGUGAUAUGAAAGAUGAUUACUUACAGGCGGAGUAUUUUAAAUUUAAAGUGAAACCUUUUAGAAAUUUAAACAAAUUAAUCUUUUAUCAAAUGGUGGUGACAAAUGAAAAUUUGCUGGUGUUAAGCAAAAAUUGUUUGCAAUUAAAGAGUUUACAUUUGUUGAAAUGUUUCUGUGAAGAUUUUCAAACUCUGAUGCCGGGUGUUAAUAUAAAUAUUGAUAGUAUUUGCAAAAUUACACAAUUACAGGAAUUAAAAUUUGAACCCGAUACAAAGCCGGGUUGCAUAAAGAAAUUGAAAGUACAAUAUGUGAAAUAUGUUUUAAAUAAUGCUGUGAACUUGACAAGUUUAAGUUUUAAAAAUUUCACCAUAGUUUGUGAGAAGGAGGAGGACAAAACCACUAGAACCUAUAUACCCGAUAUUGUUUGGCAGUUACAGACUUUUAAUAUUGGCAUUUUAAACUAUGAUAUUUGGUGCACAUUUACCGGUUAUCUGAAAUGUUGUCCACAAUUGCGCAAACUGAUCAUACACAUCAACGAUAGUAAUAUAGUGUUAAAUCUCAAACUAAUCGAUAUUUUGAGCACAUAUUGUAUCAACUUAAAAACUUUAUGUUUGGAAGGUUGCAAACUGGAUAUCAAGGAUUUCUUACCUUUACAGGGAUUAAAAGAACUAACUCUUACUUCGUGUAGUGGUUUGAGUUUUGAAAAUUUACAGCAAUUAUUGGGUGGUCUCAGGCUAAAGCAAUUUAAAUUGAACAAUACUCCCGUGAAUAAAAUUUACAAUUACAUUUAUAUAGCACCCUCCCUGGAAUCGAUAACCAUAGAUACUUUUCAGUUUACAGCAAUAUCUGAAAUAUUUCAAAAUUCUCUUAACAACUUUGCCGCACUACACACCUUGAACUGGCUUAAUGGUGAUAUAGCUCAUAAUUGGUUACGUGAUAAAUGUCCUCAGAUACAAAAGUUAAAACUAACCAAUCCCUAUAGCUUACCACGUAUUAUCUUAUCUAUGACUUCCCUGAAAGAACUAACAUUUACUACUUGUCAUGGUCUCAACUGGAAUCUUUUGAAAAUGCUUAUUCGUGAUAUGUCUUUGAAAUGUUUAAAUAUUGCUGUCAAUGAUGUAAUGAUCGAAAAUAAUGGAAUUCCUCAAAAUUGUUUUAGAGUUACGACAACGUUGGAGUUAAUAAAGAUGCCCUUUGAAAUAUUUGUUAUUGGUUUAACACAUUGGCUAGAUGUUUUAGAUGUUAAUGAACAGUUGGGGUUUCUUGUUUAUGGCGGUGUUGGUGAUAUAUUAAAUUUUAGACUACUGAGUAUGUUGCUAUCGGUGAAUGCUGUGCGAAAGCGAUGUAAUCGUAUAAAAAUUUGCGGUUUUAAAAUGGAACUUAAAGACUUUGAACGUAACACAAUUUUUAGAGAAAUUGUACGUUUGCAUAUGAAUACCAGUCACUAUAGAGACAGGAAAAUGCCUUUUACUUUGGAAUUCUAAAAAUGUAUUACUUUGGUGAAAUAAAGAAUUGACAA